This is a messenger RNA of Neospora caninum, 4059 nucleotides long. Its product is annotated as putative M16 family peptidase. The transcript has 10 exons. The record is from RefSeq and is a predicted model, not a curated record. Gene Ontology annotation, molecular function: metal ion binding. The coding region runs from base 1 to 4059 and encodes 1352 amino acids. NCBI's taxonomy places the organism in Eukaryota, Apicomplexa, Conoidasida, Eucoccidiorida, Sarcocystidae.
AUGGCACCGCCGCCGCAAGACUCGCCGAGCUCCUCGGCGGUCGUCGACCUCGCUGCUGUCUCGCCUGGCUCGGAGACACGCGAAACGUCUCUGCGUCCCGCGACUCCGAGUGUAUGUACACCGUGCUCCGUGUGCCGCUCCGCUUCAAAGGGCGAGGGAGAAGAAGGGGACCGGGACGCGGAGACGCUCGGCUUUGAGAUCGUUCAGCACUUUUCCCUGAAAACCAUUUGCGUCCGCGAGUGGAAAUGCAAGCAAACGGGCGUCCGUGUGAUUCUCUGCCGCAUCGCUUCUCCCCUGUGCAAUCUCUACGCGACAUUCCCCACCGAGGCUCACACAGACGAGGGUCUCCCUCACACCCUCGAACAUCUUGUCUUCCUCGGAAGUCGACGUUUCCCCUACAAGGGAGUGUUGGAUUUCCUCGCAAAUCGCUGUCUCUCCCAAGGCACGAACGCGUGGACGGCAACGGACCACACGACCUACACCCUCACCACUGCAGGCAGCGAAGGCCUUCUGAAUCUCUUGCCCGUGUAUCUGGACCAUUUGAUGCUUCCGACGCUUCAAGAUAAUGCGUUCAAGACCGAGGUCCACCAUUUGACGCGCAGUGCUGGCAGUGCAGGAGUCGUUUACUCUGAGAUGGAGGCGCGCGAGCGACAGGCCUCGUCUGUGCUCUAUCGGAAGCUUGUCGAGUUGGUCUAUCCCGGAGACAGCGGCUAUCGCUACGAGACGGGCGGCCUCAUGGAGCAAAUUCGCCGGACGUCGAAUGCGCGAGUUCGAGAGUACCACGCGAAUUUCUACAAGUGGAGCAAUUUGUCGUUGAUUGUGACUGGUCUCGUCGAGGCGGCUUCGCUGCUGCAAACUGUACGAAGUUCAGUCCAGCAAAUCGAGGAGGCUCGGGACCUGCCUGCGCCGGCAGCGCUCUCGUCCUGUCCUGGCCUCGACGAGGCGAUCGCGAAGGCAGUAGGCCGGCCAGAGCACGCCGACCGACCUCUCGCCUUCUCGGGGCCACGCCCGUGGACCGACGACCGCAACGUCGUCCUGCCUGCGUCGCCUUCUCCUUCCCGCUUUCAUCGGGUGUAUUUUCCGGCGGACGACGCAGAGAGCGGGAGAGUGGCCCUGGCCUGGCGCGGACCCGCGUGGGGCGACGUGGCGGGCCGCGAGGUCGUCGACAUUUUGGGCAGUUACUUGUCGGAGGGAAACGUCGCGCCUCUCCAGCGAGAACUCGUCCAGUGUGAGGAGCCAGUGUGCGCAACUGUGGAUUUCUCCUCCGAGAACUUUCGGCAGACGUCCUUUUUCCUCGAGGCCACAGACGUGAAACUCGAGAAGGCCAAGCGCGAAGACGCGGGAGAGGGAGAGCAGACGGAGCAGGAGCCGCCAGAGAGACGGCACGGCGAGAAGAGCGAGAAGGAGUCGCGCGAGAAUGCAUGCAAGAAACCAAAGCGAGAUGGCGACCAGACGGAGGCGGACGAAGAGGAAACGGACGAAAGCGAGGAACUGGAAGACGUCGGCCGGCGCAUCCAGGAAGUGAUUGCCCGAGAAGCCGAGAAGCCUCUCGAUCUCGCGCGCGUCCGGAUGCUCUUGAGACGCGAACUCCUCCAGUUCUACCGCGCACUCGAAACCAACCCGCACGACACAAUGGCCGAGCUCCUGAAUGAGUACAUUGUGAAUCACACGCAAGCGAAGGAUCUCCAGAAUUUCUUGGAUCUGGCCGCAGUGGUCAACACUCUCGCGGAGCAGCCCGAGGCGUUUUGGCGGGCAGAGCUCCGUCGCUGGUUCCUCGCGGAUUCGGCCGCGUUUCCCGUCGGCGUCGCCUGCUACCCGAGCACGUCGCUGUCGAGCGAACUGCAUGCGGCGGACCAGGCGCGGGAGGCUCGUCUCCGGGGGGCGAUUGGCGAGUCGCAGCUCGCGCAGUUGGCCGACAUUGUUGAGGAGAUCAAGACGCGCCAGAAGCAGCCGCCGCCGAAAGACGUGCUGCUGUCGGUGCCCGUCGCCAGCAUCGACAAAGUGGUUUUGCCAGACAAGGCUCCGCUCUCGAACUUUGACGCGCCGUGCGAAGGCGCGCGCGAGGAGACAGCGGGGCGCAAGGCCACACCGGGCGAAGCAGUUCUCUCCAGCUUCCCAUUCCCCGUCCAACUGGACGCGCAGGCCACCGAGUUUGUGCAAAUCAAACUGCUCUCGCGAAUUCCCCAUACUCUGUCUCCCCACGAACGGCAAGCUCUGAUGCUCCUCGCUGAUCUCAUCUUUGAGUGUGAUCUCCUGCUGCCGGCGUCUCUCGCCGAGCGCCUCCUGCCGGCUUCCGCAUCGGGUGGAGAGACCGAUCCGAGCGCUGCAGGCACAGCGGGUUCGCCCGCAGCCCCUCCAGGAUUCGCCCGAGUGUCCUACGAGCAACUGACUCGGCUGCUGUUCGAGCACGCGACUUCGUCGUCUGCCGGUCUCGGUUUCCACGCUGACAGCGGCGCCGGCGCGGGCUCUGCCUCGCUCAUGUACGACCUCUUCACGCUGUCCAUCACGGCGCCGGUGGAUCGCUACUUCCAGGCGACAGCGCUGCUCUUUGGCGUCCUGUGCGGCCUCCAGAUCGAGGCGAGCCGGGUGUCUGUACACCUCAAGCGGCACCUCAAGCAGCUUGUCCGGAAGAAGCGGUCUGCGAAGUUCCUCGUGCAGCAGCUGGAAACCGGCCUACGGUACCGGCGCGGCGCCGUCCCAAACACCUGCGGCUGGGGCCAGCAGCUGGCCGCGAUGAAACGCAUGCAGCGCGACCUCGCGCAAGCCACCGAGACCCUGGUUGAGGUGUACGGACACCUGUUCCAGCACCUCGGCUUCGGUGUCCACAUCGUCGCCGACGUUGCGCAGCUCCCCGCAGACUGGGAACAGCCCUGGACGGACCUGGUGCAACUCCUUGCCUCUCGGCCCAAGUUGCUGCGUUUGCCGCUCGCGUCGAAAUGCGCGAAAACGGCGAACGCGGAAGAAGUCGGCGAACGAGUCGGCCAGGCCAGCGAGAGAGACAGCGCGGUGCCGGAGCGUUGCGCGGGACGGCACAAGAAAUUCGCGCCGAUCGCCGAAGUCCUCAACGUGAACCCGUCUGCGUGCGACAACGUUUUCGCAGAGGCAGAGACACGCCGGGAAAUGCAACUGGAGACGCAGCUCGAGGGAGAAGGGCGAAAAGCGUGGCGACUUGCAUGCGGAAUCGGAAGCAGCGACGCCGGUCACGUCCUCGUUUCUGUCAAAGGCCCCGUCGGCUACGGCGCGAAAAACAAAAACCUCGCCGCGAUCAUGGUCAUGGCCGAAUGCUGCUCAAUGAUGGAGGGUCUCCUCUUCCGCACAGUGCGAGGCGCAGGCUUCGCGUACGGCUGCGAUUUCGCCUACUUCCCGUGGCAAGGACAACUCACGCUCCGACUCUCGCCAGCGACCAACCCGGCAGCUGCAGUGAAGGCUGUUGUUGAUGAAUUCCAAUAUCGAGUGCAGGCGUCGAUCACGGCGGGCACAAGAAUCUUCUCCGACGAGGAAAUUGUCGCUGGCAAAUGUGGCACACUCUUCUCAAUUGUUAGCCGCGAAGAGACGCAGAGCUGCCAGGCGGCGCAGUCGCUGCUGUGGCCACUGCGCGGGCAAACGCGCGACGAAAACCGACGCCUCCUCGACGCCGUCGCAAACACGACAGCCGACGAAGUCGAAACAGCCGCUCGGGUGUACCUACAGGCCGUCGUCGUCGCCUUGACGGGAACAGAAGAAGAACGCGAGCGCGUCGGCGGGACGGUGUGUAUCGUGACGAACAAGAAAAAGGCGGAGGCGACUGUCAAAGAGCUGGAGGAGGCGGGGAUGAAAGUCGCUCUUGUUCCGACAGAACGCACGCUGCGAAACCUGCAACUUGGCGUAGGCGAGACUCUCCGCGACCUGUGCGAUGAAGACGAAGAAGACGAAGGUGAUGACGAAGAUGAUGACGAAGAUGAACAAGAUGGCGAUGAAGACGAUGAAGGAGACGAUGAAGACGAUGAAGGAGACGAUGAAGACGACGAGGAUGCAUGCUGCGGCGAAGAGCAUGAGCACGGUGCACACUGCCACCACUGA